AUGCCCUCCGAAGCAAUCCCCUCCAUCGGCGACGCCCAAUACUAUCCCUCGCAACCCUCACCUUCGCGGACGCCCUCCCACGACUCCAGCACCGUGUCGAGCGAGGAUGAUAGCGCGCGUCCGCCCAGCAGCAGAUUAUCCCGGCCGAAACUAGGGAGCAGGAAGAGCAGCGGCACGAUGAUUGUGUCGCGCGAAGGGUCCACGACGGUCGUCGACGACGAUUUGGAAGAGGGUGAUGUCCGGACGAUGUCGCCGAGGAGGAAUAGUGCGGAGGUUGAUAAGUUGGGUGAGGACGCGAGGAGGGAUUUGAUUGAGCAGGCGAAGACGCUGCAGGCGAGUUUGCAGGCGAUUGUUGAUCGAGUUGAGUCGGUGAAGACCGAGCAUGAGAAGCUUUCGUCUGGCAACCAGUUCCUUCAGUCAUACAUCGGCGAACUCAUGCAGACUUCGAAAAUAACAUCGACGGGUCCCUCGAAGAAGGGCAAGGGUCGGAGUGGGAAGUGA
Saxophila tyrrhenica is the source of this 501-nucleotide messenger RNA. RefSeq lists its product as uncharacterized. Gene Ontology annotation, cellular component: trans-Golgi network. The record is from RefSeq and is a predicted model, not a curated record. Lineage: Eukaryota; Fungi; Ascomycota; Dothideomycetes; Mycosphaerellales; Extremaceae. The coding region runs from base 1 to 501 and encodes 166 amino acids. The transcript is spliced from 2 exons.